AACAUCUCACUGGAAUGGAUGUUCCCCACCAGCACGGACCCCUCCCCCAACGCCCUUCAUGUCUCCUGUGAGAUGUUAGCUGAUGAGAGACCCUUUACCCUGUUUGAGCUGUAUGAAGGUGUCGAGGCCCCAGAGUUUCAGAAUAAACGCUUUGCAGGACGAGUCCAGUGGGACAAAGACGUCCUCAGAGAAGGACGACUCAGACUUCACAUCUCCAGACUCCAGACUAAUGACUCGGGGCUGUACUGGUGUCUAGUGCUCACAAGUUAUGGGAAGAACUUUAAGGAAUGUCACCUCAAUGUCACUGCAGUGAAGGAUCGACCCGAACCUGAGACAACGAGUGACACCAGACUGAGAGGAGAUCCUCGGGGAAGGAUCGGCCUCUACUGUGCACUGGGACUGACAGCAGCUCUACUGGUUCUUUAUUUUAUCGCUGCUUUGCAAACAAGACCAGUGAUCAGCAGAACAAACGAUACACCAGAAACACAAUACAAGUUAUUGAUCCUUUAAGUGUUUGUACAGAAACAGUCUGAGUUGUUCUGACUGAAGUCAACGGGGUCGUUGUGGUGCAGAGGUUAGAGAAGGUGCGCUGGGAAGCACAAGGUUGAUGGUUCGAGUUCAGGCUGUUCAAGUGUCCCUGAGCAAGACACCUAACCCCUAAUUGCUCCCCGGGCCAAAUGUGAAAAAAGCUGCUAAAUGACCUGUAAUGUGAUGAAGUCCAGCUGAGACGCAUCACAGCAUGAAUGAAAGUCAAUGGUGACAUGAAGUGUCAGGGAGACUGUGGGUGUAGAGUCCAACCAAAGGAUCAACGGUUCCAUCCCUGCUGACCCGCGUGUUGAUGAGCCCUUGAGCAAGACACUUAACCCAGCAUUGCUCCUGUAGCUGUGACCACAGAGUGAGAAUGGAGUGAAUAUUAGUUACUGACGGCAGGAAGCUGCUCAUCAGUGUGUG
Molecule: messenger RNA, 951 nt
Organism: Gasterosteus aculeatus aculeatus (three-spined stickleback)
Lineage: Eukaryota; Metazoa; Chordata; Actinopteri; Perciformes; Gasterosteidae
Source: RefSeq, a predicted model, not a curated record